This is a messenger RNA of Archocentrus centrarchus (flier cichlid), 2298 nucleotides long. Its product is annotated as histone-lysine N-methyltransferase PRDM9-like. Gene Ontology annotation, molecular function: RNA polymerase II cis-regulatory region sequence-specific DNA binding; DNA-binding transcription factor activity, RNA polymerase II-specific. Lineage: Eukaryota; Metazoa; Chordata; Actinopteri; Cichliformes; Cichlidae. Gene Ontology annotation, biological process: regulation of transcription by RNA polymerase II. Bases 98 to 1300 code for a protein of 400 amino acids. The record is from RefSeq and is a predicted model, not a curated record. The transcript has 2 exons.
AACAACAGGGAAGUUGCAUCUCGCACUCUGCACAUAAAACAGCUGUUAGUGCAGCUUAGAUUUGAGUCCUGCUGAGUUUUAAACUUCAGUCUGGAGGAUGGCUUUCCCCUCCUCCUUUGGUGCGCAGGUCGCAGCCAUCAUGGACGUGUUAGCGAAGGCUGCGGUGGCAGAAAUCACGAAGCUGGUGGAGGACGGGAGUUUGGUCCUGCGCCUGGAAAUGAGUCGGAGGGAGAGCGAGAUUCAGGAGCUCCGAGCAAGUUUGAAGCUGAUAGAGGCUGAGCUUCGCAAAGGUCAAGAAGCUGUCGCAAGCAGACAGACAGAGGACAAGCAGGCAGAAACAACAGCCGAGAAUCAGGUCCCCCGAGAAGACAAAAAAGAAGAUUUAGAAAUGAGCGCACUGUAUCUUGAACCAAAAGCUGCUCAAAAUGGAACUGAGGAGAGCCAAAACAUCUGGCCAGUGGUGAAGCACGAGCCAGAGGAUGAAUGUGCUAACGCAGAAACAGACAAAAGAGUGAGAGCAGAUGUUUGUUUUAAGGCAGAGCAGGAUGACUCAAUGUGGCCUGCUUGCAGCACGUUUGAGAGAAACUCUGCGGCAUUGCAGCAGCACAUACAGAUUUUCCCCUCUGAUCAGUAUUCUGCUCAGAGAAACACUGAAAGUUCCUAUAAUUCUUUAUCGUCCGCAGCAGAGGAAACUGCAGCUGUGCCAGUAAGAGUAGAGGUAGAGACUCGCCCUGUGUGUAUGGGAGGUAUCACUUCAGAGUCUGUUCAUAACAAAGAGUUCAGGCAUAUUUCACCCCCUGCAGUCAGUCGGGGUUCGCAACAAGCUGGGCCAUCACUACCUCUGCCUCACGUGGAAACACCCACAGCCAUCUCAACAAGAUCAAACAAUGAAAAUCUUAACCAGACCAGAGAUGUCUUUAAAUACAAAAGGGUGAUGAAUGUGUGUAGAUCAAAUCAGAAAGUCUUCAUCUGCUCUGUGUGCAGCAAGAGUUUCUCAUACCUGUCUCAGCUGGAGAAACACAAAGCCACCCACCAAUCCUCCAAACCCUUCAGGUGCCUCGAGUGCGGGAAAUCUUUCACUCAGAAGACCCGGCUCAGGACGCACCAAAGGGUGCACACGGGGGAGAAACCGUUUAGCUGCAAAAUCUGCGGCAAGAUGUUUUCAAGGAAGGACAACUGCAUGAGACAUGAGCGGUUCCACAGCGGGCUGAAGCCGUACAGCUGCAGGCAGUGUGCUAAAAGCUUCACGGCGCUGGAUAAACUCAAACUACAUCAAGAGGUCCACCUACAAGGAAGAUAACGAUCAGAUACUGCGGUGAUGGACUGCAGUAGUUUGAAUAUUUGCACAAACCUUUAUUUUACCAGCGUACUUUGUUAGUUUUAUUGCAAUGAAUGAAUGAAAACAUAAAAUGUCUUCUGAUCUGCAUUACAAGGGUGCAGAUGGAUGAGGGAGUGAGAUUACAUUUAUCAUUUGCUUUAAUGUGUUUUCAUGGUGCACACACACUCCUUUGCAAGAUAUUACACAUAAGGAAAUUAAUAUAAUUUGACAUCCCAUUAAUGUGACAAAUUUCAUUUUUACAUUUUAAUAGGUUUUCUGCAUCAAAACCAGGAAGUCAUGGCUAAAACAAACUGCUUUUCCCCCUAAUGGCAUGGUUAUGAUUUACCAAAAAAAAAAAAAAAAAAGAAGUGUUUUGGUAUAUCAGUAAUUGGCUGUCGUAUACCAGAUCUACAUAUAUAGAAGAUAAGAUAAUGUUUAUUUGUCACAUGCACAGUUAUAUACAGUACAAUGCACAGUGAAAUGUAUUUUGUACCUGCAGCCAAUAAGGAGUAAAAAAAUAUAUAAAUAAGAAGAAUAAAGUAAUUCACACUAUACACUAUACACACUAUUCAUAGAAUAAUCUAAUAAUUUACAUUGUGCAUAAUAGUCCAGUUUAGGCCUCAGAGUUGAGGAGACGGCUUGUGGAUAAAAACUCUUCAACCUUUCAGGCAGCGUUAACACCGGCCUGAUGGGAGCAGGGAGAAGAGAGAGUGUCCGGGGUGGCUGGGCUGUUUUAGGAUCUUCAUGGCCCUCAGCCUGCACUGCUUGGUGUAAAUGUCCUGCAGGUUAGGAAGGGUGGUUCUGAUGGUCCGUUCAGCUGAACGAACCACCCUUUUAAGGGGCAUGAAGUCCUGUUUAGGUGAUGCUCCCACACAUGAUGCUCUCAGUGGUGCAGGUGUAAAAGUUCCUGAGCACCUUGAGUGGGAGUUUGAAGUCUCUCAGCCACCUGAGGAGGUAGAGACGCUGUCUGGCCUUCUUCA